AUGUCCGCACCACUCGCGUCCGAGGGCUUCGCCGUGCUCGACUUCGCAGGGAACCGGUUUCGGCAGGAUGACAGCAUCGAGUACAUCCUGGCGUGGCUGUCGCUGCUGCCACACGCCGCGCUGGUAGCGCAAGCGGCAGUGGUGUACUCUCGGCGGGAGGUCCACCAGGCGCUGCUCUUCCUGGGCACGCUGCUCAACGCGCUCCUCACGAAGGUGCUCAAGUCCCUCGUGUCCGACCCAAGACCAGCGGAGCGGUGCGUGCAGCUAGAUACGUGCGGCGAGCACGGCCUCCCGUCGUCGCACACCUCCUUGAGCUUCUACCUCGUCGCCAUCAUUCUGCUCUCGAUCCUGCGGACGAAGGAGUACAGCCCCGACCCGAAGGCCUCUUCGAUCGAUCACCUCGGGCUGGCGAGGGCGUGGCAGGCGCUGGAGGCGCUCGCGGCGCUCGCCACGGCGUCCGCAGUUGGUGUGUCGCGGGUGCAGCUGGGCUACCACACGUGGGCGCAGGUGAUCGCCGGUGCCGGGCAGGGCGUCGUGUUUGGCACGGUGUGGCACGCGGCGACCGUUCGGAUCGUCGCGCCGGCGCUGCGUCCGCUGCUCGGGCUCAGGCUGGUACGUGCACUUGGUGUGCGCGACUCGCUCUGCCUGACGUGGCCGACGGAGGCCGAGCGCGCGCUGUGCGAGCAGGGCAGCGAGCCCGACACGAAGAAGCGGCGAUGA
Messenger RNA from Pedinophyceae sp. YPF-701, 720 nucleotides. The record is from the annotation of a GenBank genome assembly. Lineage: Eukaryota; Viridiplantae; Chlorophyta; Pedinophyceae.